GAAUUUCUGAUUUAUAUUGAACUAUUUCAGAAAUUGAUGAUAUAAAAGCUGGAUUCUAACAUAAAGAGAAAGUAAAUAGAAUUUGUUGAUUACCCAAAAGAAAAAUUAAUAUUUAAUGAUAUUUGGAUGGAGGAUGAUGUUUUUAAUUAUACAUUAAAUUAUAGUGACAGAAGAAGAAUAUCUAUAUAAAUCAGUUGAUAAAACUUGCAC
This is a messenger RNA of Paramecium sonneborni, 210 nucleotides long. Lineage: Eukaryota; Ciliophora; Oligohymenophorea; Peniculida; Parameciidae. The record is from the annotation of a GenBank genome assembly.